This is a messenger RNA of Fraxinus pennsylvanica, 489 nucleotides long. The record is from the annotation of a GenBank genome assembly. Lineage: Eukaryota; Viridiplantae; Streptophyta; Magnoliopsida; Lamiales; Oleaceae.
AUGUUGUGCAUUCAGGAUGAUGAUGGUAACAAUGCUUUUCAUAUAGCAGCUGAUGCAGCAAAAAGGAUACGUGAAAAUCUUGAUUGGAUCAUUUUUAUGCUUAAAUAUCCGAAUGCUGCAGUUGAGGUUAGAAAUCAGGCAAGUUUUGUUUAUCACUGCUCAUUAGCUUUUAGUGUUAAAUCUCUUCAGAAGUGCUGGUGGAGAAGGGAGUCCAUUUAUGAUUUAUCUCCGACCAUAUAUCAAAUUGGAGACUGGGUGAUGUUUAGAAGAAGCAUUAUAGCACCAACAUAUGGGUGGCAAGGUGCAACAUAUAAGAGUGUUGGUUUCGUGCAAAGUGUCCAGGACAAGGACAAUCUCACUCUGUCACUUUGCUCUGGAGAAGCUCAGGUACUGGCAAAUGAAGUCAUAAAGGUGAUUCCACUUGACAAAGGACAGCAUGUACAACUUAAGCCAGAUGUCAAAGAGCCAAAAUUCGGUUGGCGUGGUUAA